Entamoeba nuttalli P19 is the source of this 936-nucleotide messenger RNA. RefSeq names its product ubiquitin carboxyl-terminal hydrolase, putative. Gene Ontology annotation, biological process: ubiquitin-dependent protein catabolic process; protein deubiquitination. Gene Ontology annotation, cellular component: cytoplasm. Bases 1 to 936 code for a protein of 311 amino acids. Gene Ontology annotation, molecular function: cysteine-type deubiquitinase activity. NCBI's taxonomy places the organism in Eukaryota, Evosea, Mastigamoebida, Endamoebidae. The record is from RefSeq and is a predicted model, not a curated record. The transcript is spliced from 2 exons.
AUGGAAAAAGAAAAAUUUAAUUGGAAUACUAUUGAGUCUGACCCUGGAGUAUUUAAUGAAAUGGUAAAAAAUUUAGGAUGUGAUGAUAUUCAGUUUAAAGAAAUAUUUUCUUUUGAUGACUCUGCUACAUUUGAACGAAUCAAACCAAUAAAAGGAUUUAUUUUAUUAUUUGAAUAUAAUAAACAAACAAUAAAUUAUAUAAGAAAUGAAUAUAGCUUUAUUGAAACAAAUGAAUAUCCUGAUAUUUUCUUUGCUGAACAAGUUGUUCAAAACGCAUGUGCUACUCAAGCAAUAUUAUCUACAUUAAUGAAUAUCCCAAAUAUUAAUCUAGGACCAACUUUACAACAAUUUAAAAAUCAAACACUACCAUUAAGUCCUCAUGAACGUGGGUUGGCUAUUGGAAAUAAUGAAAUAAUUAGAAAAGCCCAUAACGAUUUUGCUCAGCCAUCUGAAGCACUUGAAAAUAAAAUAUCAGAAAAAUUAAAAGGAGUGGAAGGACGUGCAUAUCACUUUAUUAGUAUUAUUCCAUAUAAUGGUAUUUUAUUAUUACUUGAUGGACUUAGUGAAGGACCAAUUAUUAUUGGAGGUGCUGACGAGAAUUGGCCUAUUACAGGAAUGAAACCAUUUUUUGAGGGACUUAUUAAUGCUAUGCAAGGAAGCCUUGAAUUUACUUUAUUAGCAGUGGUUCAAGACCAAAUUAAGAAAUAUCAAGAAUUAUAUGAAAAUGCUCUUGCUGAGAAAAAAGAAUAUCAAAUAGAAUUGUAUAAAGAUAUUAUUGAUGAAGAAAAAAAAAUUAAAGAACAACAACACAAAGAAAAUAAAAGAAGAAAACAUGACUAUAUGCCAUUGGCAUUAAAUUUAAUUCUAUUUCUUGGAAAACGUCAGAAAUUAGAACAAGAAAUAGAAAAACAAAUAAAUGAAAUAACAAAGAAGUAA